This is a messenger RNA of Ananas comosus (pineapple), 2658 nucleotides long. RefSeq lists its product as uncharacterized. Gene Ontology annotation, cellular component: transcription factor TFIIIC complex. Gene Ontology annotation, molecular function: DNA binding; protein binding. The transcript is spliced from 12 exons. The record is from RefSeq and is a predicted model, not a curated record. NCBI's taxonomy places the organism in Eukaryota, Viridiplantae, Streptophyta, Magnoliopsida, Poales, Bromeliaceae. Gene Ontology annotation, biological process: transcription by RNA polymerase III. The annotation marks the transcript as partial.
UUGAUAAGACUCUUUUGCGGCAGCGAUUUUGUUUUCCAUGCAGGUGGACAUGUCUCAGCAUUGGACUGGUGUCCUAGGAUCCAAGACAAGCCUGACACUAAUAUUAGUUGUGAGUAUCUUGCAGUUGCUGCUCACCCACCUUCCUCUACUCAUCACAAGAUAGGUUCUCCUUUAGUUGGAAGAGGUGCCAUCCAGAUUUGGUGUCUCUUAAAUUUGAAUGAGAUAGUCAAACCUUAUUCAACAGUGCCUAAAAGUGGAGCCAGGCCUAAAAAGGAACAAGUUGGGGAUGUAGAGCAAGAUACGAUAAAUACUAUGAAGGUAUUAACCACACCAAGGCCUAGAGGGAGACCAAGGAAAAGACCAAUUCAAAAUCCUUCAAGUGGCGAAGGUGGAUCAAGUCUGCCAAGACCCAGAGGAAGACCUCCAAAGAGACCAAUCCUGGCUUUUGAUGAUUCCAAGGAACCUCCUUUAAAACGACCACGAGGAAGACCUAGAAAGUAUCCAACUUCAAUUAUCGAUGAUGUGAGUUCUAAAGUGGAGUAUUCACUAUGUAAUAAACUUCAAGCUGUUUGUGUGGAGGAUAGCAUACUUCCUUUGAGUGUUGAUUCGAGUGAAGUUGCUUCUGGAUUUCAUGCUUUAGCAGAUAUAAAUUGUGAGAAAUCAACUCAAAAAAGGCCUAAAGGGCGACCUAGAAAGAAAUCACAUUCAGGGAGAAAACACACAUCGGUUAUUCGAUCAACUUCGAAUGAUUGUAGUAUCAAUCAGAUUGAAAAUGUAAACGAGGCUGUCCUCUCUUUGAGAGUUGCUUCAUCAGAUGCUUUAUUAGCGCGGCCUGAUGGGAUUGAUGCGACUUGUAAGGAAGAAUUAACUCAACGAAGGGGUCGAGGGAGACCAAGAAAGAAACCACUUUCAAGUGGAGAUAGUUCCUUAAUAGCUUCUGGUGUUAAAGCAGAGAAAGCUAUGGGUAUGCUGCCCACUUCAAGUGGACACGGGGCUUUAACUGAAAAUAGCUUGUUAGAUCAGUGCCAAACGGGUCAUGCAUCUGCUGCGGAAGUGUUUGAAGGAUCUACUCGCAGGACCUUGUUUAUUAAGCCUGGUGAAAAUCGGAGUACUAAAGAAGAAACAAUGGAAUAUAACUCCAGGACAAUCAACGAAGAUGGAUUCCAAGAUAAAACUUUGUUAGGUGUUUCUGAGAAUGAGUUACCAGUUGAAAUUAUAAGUGUAUCUUCACAAAUUGCUGCUCCGGUUAUCUCUCUAACAAAUGAUGACAAACUGAUCGCAUGUACUCAGAAACCUAGAAUAAAGGAGAAGGAAAUAGAAGCUUCCUGCAAGAAUAGCGGAUAUCCAGCUUCAUCGGCCAAUGAUGCAGACAAUAAAUUCUCUAUGGAAGUUGUGCCAACACCUGACAAUGAUUGUAAACUCCUGAGCAACGAAGUAUCUCAGGAUCUUCCGAAUCAGAUUAACAUGAGUUCUUCAAUCCCAAAGGACAUUGCUUCGCCAAGGAUUGUCCUCUGUCUAGGACAUAACGGAAGAGUUGCCUGGGAUGUGAAAUGGAGACCUUGCCAAGGCAAUAGUUUAGCAGGCAAAACUCAUAUGGGAUAUCUUGCUGUAUUAUUGGGGAAUGGCAUUCUCGAAGUGUGGGAAGUUCCUCUUCCUGGUAUGGUCCAAUAUUUAUAUUCUUAUGCUCAAAGUGAGGGUACUGACCCUCGUUUUGUGAAGUUGGAACCUAUAUUCAGAAGCUCAACGGUGAAAUGUGGAGAUAGACAGAGCAUUCCUUUGGCUGUUGAGUGGUCAUCUUCUUUGCCCCAUGAUCUGUUGUUAGCUGGGUGUCACGAUGGAGUGGUUGCAUUAUGGAAGUUUUCUUCACAUUCCUCAUCCCAAGAGUCAAAGCCCUUGGUUUGCUUUACCGCUGACUCUGUUCCCAUUAGAGCUCUCUCUUGGGUGCCAUAUGGAAGUGAUGGGGAGAAUCCUAAUCUGUUUGUGACUGCUGGACACGAAGGUGUAAAAUUUUGGGAUGUGCGAGAUCCAUUCCGGCCAUUAUGGGACCUUAAUCCUGCUCAAAGAGCUGUUUUGAGUCUUGAUUGGAUAAAGGAUCUGAGAUGUCUUGUCAUAUCAUUUGAUGAUGGCACUAUGAGGAUCCUAAGCUUACCAAAAGCUGCAAAUGAUAUUCCUGUCACUGGAAGCCCAUUUGCUGGAACGAAGUGUCAGGGUUUACAUGGUUUUACAUGUUCAGCAUUUGCAAUUUGGAGCGUCCAAGUAUCACAAACUACAGGUGUUGUUGCUUAUUGUAGUGCAGAUGGUUCAGUAGUCCGCUUUCAGCUUAGAGCAAAUUAUGUUAAAGAUCCGAACCGGAACCGUGUACCGUACUUCCUUUGUGGUUCACUUACAGAAGAGGGACAUGUUCUUAACACCAAUAGUUCGUUGCCAAAUAUUCCGUUAAGAAAUGUUCCUGUUAGUUUGAAGAAAGUACCCGGUCAUGGCUAUUUAUUUGAUGCAGGCCGGCCUAAAGAAGCAAACUCUACAGAUCUAGGAGAUAAUCGAGCUAUGGUUAAGAAAUUGAAUAAUUCGCAGGCUCCUCCAGUAGAAAGUUCAAACUCAAAAUUAAGAAAAAGGGGGAAAAAUGAGAGUGAGUUUAUUAAUGAUGGCAAAAAGAACUAA